Molecule: messenger RNA, 1693 nt
Organism: Colossoma macropomum (tambaqui)
Lineage: Eukaryota; Metazoa; Chordata; Actinopteri; Characiformes; Serrasalmidae
Product: olfactomedin-4-like
Exons: 5
Coding region: 105-1490 (461 amino acids)
Biological process (GO): signal transduction
Source: RefSeq, a predicted model, not a curated record
GGGAGGGAAUGCCUCACUCUAAAAUGCUGUUUCUCUGUUCUGGUGGACUUUUUUUCAGUUAAGCACCCUCAGCAGCUCCAUCCUGCUCUUCUUCCAAAGCAAACAUGAAGUCACCACUGUUGUCCAUUUGGGUGACCGCUGUGUUUCUCACCUUUCUCUCUCAGAGUGCGAGUGGGAAGCAGUGUGUGUGUGAGCUGAAGAAUUCGGACCGUCCGUUCCCCACGGACAAGCUGGACAGCGUCCGCACUGCGGCCUCUGAAUGCAACAGGACCAUCACCCCAAACCAGAUGUUGGAGGUGGACGUGCUGAUGCUGGGGCUGCAGAGGCGGCUGGAGCAGCUGGAGGAGAGCGUGGCUGUGUUGGAGAAAGAGGAUGAUGGAGAGCUGUACGGAGCCGUGUCUCUGCGCAUCAUCGAGCUGGAGCUGGCUGAGGUGCUGGAGCUCAUGGCCAAACUCAACAGGACCAUCCGCUCCCACCAGCAGCUCAGCGAAGCCACCAGCACCAAGCUGCAAGGCCUGAUGGAGGAAAUGCAGGAUCUGGAGGAGUUUGACCACAUGCAGGUGGUGAAAAAGCUGCAGGAGAACCAGCGAAUGAAGAGAGACUUGGCUAACUGCCAGCACGAGCUGCACGUCACCCCUCAUCCUCCCACACCUGCACCAGGACACUGUCCACAAGGGCAAUUGGUCAGCGUGUCUGGGCCAAGAACGUAUGCCCUCACCCAGUAUGGGACCUCUUACUCUUACGGUGCCUGGGGCAAAGACCCCAAUCCUGCUCCAGGGAAGGAGAACAUGCACUGGCUGGUGGCGCUGACCAGCAGCAAUGUCUUCGCCAAUUACAUUCGCCAGUACAACAGCCUGAGCACCAUCGUGGUGGGUGUGGGGCAAACGGACACGGUGAUUGCUUCCUCCAACCCCACCACCAACACCAUCCAAGGGCCCAAUGUGGUCAUGUAUGGAGACGCGCUUUACUAUGGCUGCUACAACACACCGUCCAUCUGCCGCUUCAACAUGACCGCGCGCACGGUCACCAACGUGGCUCUGCCUCAAAACUCAGGAUUCAACAACAAAUUCCCAUUUGGCCACCUCGACACCACCUACGUCUACACUGAUCUCGACUUUGCCACGGACGAAUCUGGGGUUUGGGUCACCUACACUUCUCCAGAAAACUUUGGUAACAUCAUUAUUAGCAAGGUGCUGACCGACAGCCCUCCAGCUCUGGAAAAAACAUGGCAGACGUCCCUCCACAAGCGCACAGCCACCAACACCUUCAUGGCGUGCGGUGUGCUCUACGCCACCCGCUUCCUGAACAAAGAGACGGAAGAGAUCUUCUACUCGUUUGACACAGUAACAGGUGUAGAACGCUACGACCUGAAGAUCCAGAUUAAGAAGAUGCAGACCAACGUCCAGUCACUAAAUUACAACCCACAAGACCGAAUGCUGUACAUGUACAGCGAUGCGUACAUCCUCUCGUAUGAUGUCAUCUUUCGGUGAACCGUCAGUUCAGCUCCUAUGAGCCAAUGAGCAAAUUAAUGGUCAAUCUCUACUUUUCAGUGUAGUUCAAACCCUGAGUGGUUUUAAAAUCAGGUUUUCUCUUUGAAUUCAUGUCUUUUGUCUCUGAAAGCUGAAAAGGCAUGUAUCCAAUUUUACUGGAAUAAAGCAUGCUAAUAAAACUUUACAGUGGAUAUGGUCUUGGA